Molecule: messenger RNA, 693 nt
Organism: Carica papaya (papaya)
Lineage: Eukaryota; Viridiplantae; Streptophyta; Magnoliopsida; Brassicales; Caricaceae
Product: large ribosomal subunit protein eL30-like
Cellular component (GO): cytosolic large ribosomal subunit
Molecular function (GO): RNA binding; structural constituent of ribosome
Source: RefSeq, a predicted model, not a curated record
CCCUCAUCUAACCUCAAAAACCCUAGCAGUUCGCCCUUUUCUUCAUCGCCACCAGUCUUCAGCCUGCAUCUUCUCUCGCAGCCUCGGCUUGGUCUCUCACGAAUAGGAAGCGACCAUGGUUUCCGCCAAGAAGACAAAGAAGACCCAUGAGAGCAUCAACAACAGGUUGGCUCUGGUGAUGAAGAGUGGAAAAUUCACUCUUGGUUACAAGACAGUCCUUAAAUCGCUUCGCAAUUCAAAAGGGAAGUUGAUUAUUAUCUCUAACAAUUGCCCACCUCUGCGCAAGUCUGAGAUUGAGUACUAUGCCAUGCUCGCAAAGAUUGGGGUGCACCACUUCAAUGGAAACAAUGUCGAUCUGGGUACAGCGUGCGGCAAGUACUUCCGAGUCUCAUGCCUGAGCAUUAUUGAUCCAGGUGAUUCUGAUAUCAUCAAGACGCUGCCAGGUGACCAGUGAUUGACUCAUUUUGGCUUAUAGUACAAUUCAGAAGCGAAUUAUAAACUUGUGGUCUUCUGUUCUAGUUCAAGUAGAAGUGUGAGACUUACUUUUGUUAAGAUAUUGGUAUCUUAUUGCUUCCAUAGUUUAUUUUUCAGCCUUUCAAGACUCUUAUAUUCGGAAGUUGUGUAUGAUUAAUUUGUCAUCUUGAGGCAUGGUUUAAUGAAGAAAUAUUUGAGUCAUUUUUUUCAUUUCUUUUA